CUUCUAGAUCCAGCAUACAUUUGUCUGGGAUUCUAUGAAAGUUGACAAUUAUUUCCCAAGGCUGUCUCCGCCUAAAACAGACACCAUGUGCCAUAGGUCAAGGACACAAGAUAGAAAACUUAAAUCAGUCGCUGAUGUCCAGGCUGGUGAACCAUCUCAGAUGGAUGCUAGCAGAAGCUUCUCAAAUGACCAUGGAUCUCUAUUACAAGAACUUAAAACAUUCUUUCUGACAAAAAUGGAUUCAUUGCAGGCUGGGGUGGAUACAAUCACAAGUGAGAUGAGAGCAUUCUCCACACGCCUCACUGCUACUGAACAUCAAAUUUCAGAGGUCGAAGACAGGCAACAAGAAUCAAAUAGUUCUCUCAAAAACCUCCUGAAACAAAAUCAAUACUUGCAGGACAAGUUUGAAGACCUUGAGAAUCGCAGCAGAAGAAACAACUUGAGGAUAGUGGGAGUGCCAGAAUCGAUCAAGGAAAAAGACUUACUGCAAUUUGUGACAUCCACACUGCCCAAAUUGCUAGAAAUGUCGUCAGAUUACCAACCCCUAGACAUUGAAAGAGCCCAUCGAAUAGGCCCAGACAGAUUCCUAGAGAACUCUAAGGAAAGACCCCGUCAAGUCAUCUUUAAGUGUUUGAACUAUCAAGGCAAAUUAGCCAUACUGAGAGCCUACAGAAAUAUUAAGGAACACACACAUGAAGAUCGAUGCCUUCUGUUGAUCCAAGAUUUUUCAAUGGAUGUAACAAAAAGACGCAAGGAAUUCUCUCCUCUCUGCUCACAACUUCAUGAGCAGGGAUGUAAGGUUGCCCUGUUAUAUCUAGCUAAGCUGAAACUGCUCACGGCUUCAGGGCCCAAGAUAUUUAACUCACCAGCUGCAGUCCAAGCUUACUUAACCUCUGAAAGGAGGCAGGACAAUGGUUAAGUAUAUGUAGCAGCACUGUUUUACCUUAUUAAUACCACAAAAUGUAUAGUAACCUUCAUAUACAGGAGUUCUUAUUGUUUUUAUUGCUAUAUAAAGUUUCAGUGAUAGGUUUAUUAUGUACCAUACUUGCAAGUUACACCAGGGAGAUGACUGAGUUUGCAUAUAAUCUUUAUUCACAUGAGCUACCCCGAAAGGUGGGUGAGCCUAAUUGGGCCUCGCUCGCCAUCUCCUAUGGUGGCAAUGCAGCAUGUACCUUGGAGCCUCUAAAGAGUGGGCGGUACUUACCAUGUUUUUUCUCUGCUGAUUGGUUAUUGGAGAGAGCUACACAGUUUAAUGUUCAGUUUUGCUUGCCGUUAUAUCAUACAGUGUGCCUUAUAUUUCUGGCUCAUCAGUCCCCAUGCAUAACCCAGAUAUAUCAUCCUCUUAGAGAUUCAGUGUGUUUCCUUACAUUUAGUCUCAUAUACCUUGCCCAGACCUCAUUAAAAGAAUAUCCCUGGCAGAGGUUAAGCCUAAAGAUUAAACCUGUGAUAUACAUUGCUUACUUUGAUACGACAUACCACACAUGGUUGUAUUUUUUUUACAGCUGUUAUUCUCUUUCAUUUGUACCAAGGAAAAUCCUGGCUACAUGAUGUUUUGACCUCCGCAGACUGCGACCCUCCGAGACUUCACUCAGCUCCACAUAUCAGACACGGCGAGAGCACUGAGAGAUAUCAGGUAUUGAUGUAACUGGAGUUAAUAAGGGAACCUUCUUCCUGAGCACAGACAUUGGAGCCUGUUAUCAGCAUGAACUCAUAUGUGUUAGACAAUCACUUGAAUAGUUCAUACCCAUCCUUCACUACAGGAAGCAUCAGAAUGAUACCACAAACUCCAAAAGUCUUAGACACUAAUGACUAUUCACAAACAUUGGGGAUAUCAAAACAGAUAUUUAAAGGAGAUGGAGAAUUGGCAGGAACCGGGCAGCAAUCAUUAUGUACAGAGAGUAAUUUAGUCAUCAAACAAGAGGACAACAUUUAUGCCUUAUCUAGUGAAAUGAUUAUCCCAGAGGAUAAACCACACACAUUUACUGAGUUUUCAAAACAUUUAAAAGAAGGGGAAAGUCUUAAGUCUAGCCAAAUGAUUCAUACAAAUAAGAAACCUUUCAAAUGUACAGAAUGUGAGAAAAGAUUCACAUGCAAUUUGCAUCUCCUUGAACACCACACAGUUCACACAGUUGUGAAACCUCACAUGUGUACAGAAUGUGGGAGAUGUUUCACAUCUAAAGGAAGCCUUAAGUGUCACAAAAAGACCCACACAGGGGAGAAACGUUUCACAUCCAAGGGAAAUCUCAUAUCUCAUGAAAAGACCCACACGGGGGAGAAACCUUUCACGUGUACAGAGUGUGGAAAAAGUUUUGCACAAAUAAAUAGUCUGAAAACUCAUGAAAGAAUUCACACAGAAAAAAAGCCUUUCACUUGUACAGAGUGUGGAAAAUGUUUUACAUAUAUGAGUAUUCUGAAAAAUCAUGAAAGGAGUCACACAGGAAAAAAGCCUUUCACAUGUACAGAGUGUGGAAAAAGUUUUGCACUUAAGGGUAAUCUGAAAACUCAUGAAAUUAUUCACACAGGUGAAAAGCCUUUCACAUGUACAGAGUGUGAAAAAAGUUUUACACAUAAGAGUUAUCUGAAAACUCAUGAAAGGAUUCACACAGGGGAAAAGCCUUUCACAUGUACAGAGUGUGGAAAAUGUUUUACACAAAUAAAUGAUCUAAAAACUCAUGAAAGGAUUCACACGGGAGAAAAGCCUUUCACAUGUACAGAGUGUGAAAAAAGUUUUACACAAAUAAGUAAUCUGAAAACUCAUGAAAAGAUUCACACAGGGGAAAAGCCUUUCACAUGUACAGAGUGUGGGAAAUGUUUUACACAACAGAGUGAUCUGAAAAGGCAUGAAAGGAUUCACACAGGGGAAAAACCAUUCACAUGUACAGAGUGUGGGAAAUGUUGUACACAAAAGAGUGAUCUGAAAAGUCAUGAAAGGAUUCACACAGGGGAAAAGCCUUUCACAUGUACAGAGUGUGGGAAAUGUUUUACACAAAAGCGUAAUCUGAGAGAACAUGAAAGGAGUCACAAGGGAAGAAACCUUUCAAAUGUUUAGAAAGUGGGAAAAAAAGGGUUUUAUAUAUUUUAUAUACACAUUGUACAAACCAUUUUACAAUUAUCUUAAAGAGUACAAACUCUCUAAAUAGAAGCAUCAAAAAGGAUCCUAUUGUAAAUAAUACUUUCUAAAUCCCAGUUAUAAAAGCCCCAGAUUGGAAGUACUCUCCUGCUGCCCUUUGUUCCUCUAUAUAUGUGCACCUCAGUUUCUCUCACAUCAAUGUGAUAGAAUCCAAACACCACACAGAAAUAUACAGAUCUGUCCUCAUACUGACCAGUUUACACAACCAUUCACCACCAAAUCACCCCCAGUGUUGUUUAUUAAUAUGCCAGUGUUUGGAGUUGUACAUUUGAUUUACAUAGGGGAGAAAUUAAUUACAUUUACAGAAAAAGGAGUCUUUAAAUGAAUAAAGUGUUAGAGAAUUAUAUAAACAAGAACAUCAGUCUCAAAUGAUUGAUGUCUGGGAGAUAUAUUUAAUGUGCACAUCAUGUGGAUAAACCUUUUCUUAUAGCUAUAGAUGCUUAGUAUUGUACAUGUUAUAUACCAGAGGAAUUACAGAGGGGAAACAGAUUUUAUUUAAUGAGAUACAAUAUCAGUAACCAGUACAUAUGUGAUCAUAAUCAGUUUAAUUUAAAUGGCUACUAUAACCUACAUGUAUACUGGGUAUGUAAUAUGUGUGUCAUGUUCUGUAACUUGAUAUUAUGUCUGUUAGAUGUUUUCAUGUUAGUUAAAAGCCACAAUAACUGAUAAUAGCACAUACUGUAUAUAUAAAUUGAACAUUAUAUGUCUGAUAAAUCCCUUUGUAUCAAGAGCACAAGUGUUAGGUAUAUUUAUACCAUUGAGUGCAUAUAUCAUGUAAUGCUGCUUUUUACUAUAGGUAAAAUAUUAGAGAGGAAAAUGGAUAGCACAGAGCACUCAGAUUAUUCAAUUAAUGGAACUAUAUCGUGGUGAGGAUUGACAAAGGCGAGUAGGUAAUAAAACUUAGCAUUUAUUGGGUAAAAUUAAAAGUAGAAACGAACCGUGUAGUGUAUUAAAACUUAAAUUAAAACUCUUAGUAGGAAAAUAGCUGGUAUGCCUAGAAAUUAAUGUACCUAUUAUAUAGUGGUUCACAGUGUAUAGUAACACCCGAAGUAAAUGGGAUACAUAUGUCAGGCCAAGAGGAGAAAUAAUGGUUAAUAUACACCCAGUCUGCUCACAAAUUGAACUAUAGAAAAUUAUAAUGAGAAGGGGGAGAAAAACCCUUGUACAAUUAUAUGACCGUCAGUGAAAUACUGGAGCAAUGAAGGUAAUCGGUAUCCCUCAAUAAAUAUGUUCCCAAAUAAAAAGCUAGACCAGAGUGUAAGAGACCCUAAUUAGAGGUAGUAUAAAAGGUUAAACACAAAAAAAACGGUUAGUAAAGCUCACAUGCAUGUUGCUUGUAUCCCUGGAUGUUGAGUCUUUGUACUCAUCCAUUCCGCAUUCAGUUGGAAUUGAAGCCUGUAAGUCAUAUUUGACAACCAGAGGGCCUGGAUAUCUGAAACAUACCCAAUUUGUUUUUGAGCUUCUAGAGUUUGUUUUAACCAACAAUAUUUUUCUCUUUAAUGGAAGAUAUUACAAACAGAAACGCGGUACGGCCAUGGGGGCAACAUGUGCACCAACCUACUCCUGCCUUCAUCUUGGAUGGUGGGAAGACAACAUUGUGUUUGGUGAACACUCUGGGUGGGUUGAUGCACAUGUGGCCCUCUGGAUCCGCUAUGUGGACGAUAUUUUCAUUUUAUGGGAUGGUACUGAACAGGAGGUUUUGGACUUUGUUUCUAUCCUUAAUCAGAAUGACCUAAAUAUCUUUCUAACUUGCAGUUAUGAUACUAAUGAAAUAAGCUUUCUGGAUCUACUUGUUGGCAGAAAGGUGAAUCUGAUUGUGACCCAAGUUUACAGGAAACCCACUGCAUCCAACAGCCUGCUGCUGGGAUCCAGUCAUCACCCUAAAAAUCUAAAAAAGAGCAUCCCUUAUGGGCAGUUUUUAAGAUUACGUCGAAUUUGUACUGAUGAAGGGAUCUUCAGCAAGCAGGCUGGUGAGAUGGCUGAGAGAUUCUAUGCUAGAGGGUACUCUAGAAGAUGUGUUAAAAGAGCUCUAUUCAGAGCUAGGAAUACCAAUAGAAGAGAUCUCCUAUUUCAAAAUAAAGAGAUUAAAAAUGAUACAACAGACAAUAAAAUAAGAUACAUCAUGAGAUACAACUCUCAUUGGGGGAAAAACAUUUUACAGAAAAAUUGGCACUUACGUUCUUUAGACCCUGCUCUAAAAGAACAUGUUGGAGAAUAUCCCCUUGACAGCGCGAAGGGCUAGAAAUUUGAAAGAUUUUCUGGUUAGGGGUGAAUUUAAUCAUUUUAGAAACACUAAUUGGCUAGAGGCGCAUUUUUAGAAAAUUGUGGGAUGCUCCCCGUGUAAUCAUUGUGUUUGUUGCCAAUAUGUAAAAAGAACAAAAACCUUUGCAAGCAAUACCAACAAAACUUACCAAAUUAAAUCUUUUGUAAACUGUUCAACAACAGGUGCUAUAUAUCUGUUGUCAUGCUCCUGUCCUUUGUUUUAUGUAGGAAAGACUUAUAGAGAGUUCCGCUCUCGAAUAACUGAACAUCGUGAUGAUGUAAAAGAUUUCAAUAUUGACAGUCCUAUAGCUAGGCAUUUUGCACAGCAUCACCAGUCUAGGACAGAUUGCUUAAAAUUUAUUGGGAUUGAGACGGUAAAAGCCAGCAAGAGGGGUGGUGACAUUGACACAAUUUUAUUACAGAAACUCGCUGGAUAUAUUAUCUUAAUACCCUAUCCCCAAAUGGGUUAAAUGAAAAAAUAGUUUGCUUCCUUUUUGAGCUAACACUCUCCUUCCAUUUCAUUAAUUUUUUAAUUUUUUUAUUAUUUUUCAUCAUUUUUAUUUUAUGUUUCCUAUUUUCUUUUUUGUAAAUUUAAAAGAAUGUAUGCUCACAGCCGUGACAUUUUGGGAUAUUGGCCACCUGAGAUCUAAGUACAAUAAUCAAUUAUUAAAUAACUUAGGUUACAUUUAGCAUUUAACUAAUUGUCUUAUGUAACUAAUUAGUUCCUGUGAAUAUAUGUGAUAAUAUCCUGCAGUUGGUUAGCAGGGUAAAUGAAUGCAUGUUGUUUUGAACGAAUGGUGUAGUAAUAGUAUGUCCUGCAGCUUUAUAAUCAUUUAUUUCAGAGGCUGUAUUUGUUUACAUGAAUCUACCAAAUAACAGAAUAUAAGCUGAAUUUGCCUAAUAUCUUAUCAGCUGUACUUUGCUGUUUGUUGCAACCAAUAGAAUACGUCUACGUAACGCUAAUGAAACAAGCCUCUAGAUCAUGUGGUUUGAACAACCAAUAAAUGGAUUCGUUUGCCGCAGUGACGUCAGACCCGGAAGAAGCUCCGAGCGACCACGAGAGCCGAACGAAACGCGCACAGGGACGCGUUGGUAGGUCGCUACCUUACACCACUGCUCUCCGCUGGGAAGACCCCCUGUUGUAUGCAGAGUCCCAUGGAAAUGAAACAACACUUGCCAUUAUGCUAAUCGGUAACACAGACGGAUGAGGAUUUCCCUGCUUUGGGAACAAAGUAUGCCGCUCGUUGCGGCUGGUAUGUGAUUACCUGUCUGUGUUUUUCUACCGAUUACCUGUCUGUGUUUUUCUACCCUGCUUGAUUCACCAUCUUGUUGGGACUUGCAAGUGACUUUGUGUUUGCCUUGGUGUACUCUCAUUUUGGAAAAGUGUAUAUUGGUGAUAGAAUGCACCACUUUGAGAAAAUCCUUUGACAGAGCAAGUAUAUCUGGUUGGAACUGUAGCUCACGAUUUCACUGCAUUGCCAAAUCUUGCUUGCAACUUUUUGAAUAAUCCGCUAAAGCUUUGCUUAUCUGCAUUUUGCUUACGCAAUUCAUUGCGCUAACUUACUAUCUGACAUUUGCUUUUUGUGUCUUCUGUGAUCUACAGCCUCUGGACUUAUUUUGUGGUGCACCACACCUACACUUCAGUCUCUGCUACAUAUUGGGGGAACCCCAUUAGGAUGAAUGAAUGUGUGUGUACGGAUGUUUUUAUUUAUUGUGUGCACAUGUAAUGUAUAUGAAUUUGUGAUAUAAUAUAAAAUACUUUUUGCAUUUAAA
Bombina bombina (fire-bellied toad) is the source of this 7165-nucleotide messenger RNA. Its product is annotated as gastrula zinc finger protein XlCGF26.1-like. Gene Ontology annotation, biological process: regulation of DNA-templated transcription. The record is from RefSeq and is a predicted model, not a curated record. The coding region runs from base 1703 to 3049 and encodes 448 amino acids. The transcript has 3 exons. Lineage: Eukaryota; Metazoa; Chordata; Amphibia; Anura; Bombinatoridae. Gene Ontology annotation, molecular function: RNA polymerase II cis-regulatory region sequence-specific DNA binding; DNA-binding transcription factor activity, RNA polymerase II-specific.